Molecule: messenger RNA, 2879 nt
Organism: Aspergillus sclerotioniger CBS 115572
Lineage: Eukaryota; Fungi; Ascomycota; Eurotiomycetes; Eurotiales; Aspergillaceae
Product: transient receptor potential ion channel family protein
Exons: 2
Coding region: 209-2449 (746 amino acids)
Biological process (GO): fungal-type cell wall biogenesis; transmembrane transport
Source: RefSeq, a predicted model, not a curated record
ACAGCGGGGACCCCAAGGCACGAGAGAGGUCACCAUCCGCCGACUUCCUACACUUCCGCAUCCGGCCGCGCCAAGCUGGUGCUCUGGAGUACCACCUUCUGCUCGACCGACUCUGUUUCUCACAUUCCUACUUACUUAACCCCCCACUCAUCGACGGACGCCCUCGCUAUCCUUUGCAGCGGCAGUCCCCGGCCAUAUCCCGGCCAAAAUGCGAUUAAUAUCCCUCGUCAUCAGUUUCUUGGUCGUCCUGCUCAACUCCCCGCAGGCGGCCGCCGUCAAGCUCAUCGAAUCCAAUGCUCUUAGUAUCUGUCAAGACAGUUCGAACUUCACAGCCACCUACUUCAGUGUCACUUUUACACCGGGCAACCGCUCGCUCUCCUUCAGCUUCGAUGGAGUGUCGGCAAUUUCGGGAAAGGUGACGGCGGAGCUUGUUCUCGAGGCCUAUGGUAUCCAGGUUCUGACCAAAACUCUGGACCCAUGUGAAAUGGAUAUUUCGGGACUUUGUCCCAUGAAUGCUGGUGCUAUCGAUGUUCCUAAAGCUGUCAUCACGGUGCCUGAAUCCGUGGUCAAGUCCAUUCCAAACAUCGCCUACACCGUGCCGGAUCUCGAUGCCAACGUGCGUAUCUACAUCAACUCCACCGAUACCGGCGAAAGCAUUACUUGUGUCGAAGCGUCCCUUUCAAACGGCAAGACAGUCUAUCAGAAGGGCGUGGGCUGGACGACAGCAAUUAUCUCUGGUUUAGGACUGGCUGCCUCGGCUAUCACCUCGGGCUUGGGCCAUUCGAAUACUGCUGCUCACGUCGCGGCUAACGCACUCUCCCUCUUCAGCUUCAUGCAAUCCCAAGCAAUGAUCGGUAUGACAUCAGUUCACAUGCCUCCGAUUGUGGAGUCAUGGACACAGAAUUUCCAGUGGAGUAUGGGUAUUAUCCAUGUCGGCUUCUUGGAAGACAUCUGCACCUGGUAUCAACGGUCGACCGGAGGGACUGCCUCGACGCUUCUUUCGGACCUGUCAACGACGUCGGUUCAGCUUUACAAACGUCGCAAGCGCUCUGAUGAUGAAGAAGGCAUUGUGAGGAAAGCCACUGGGUACUUCAAGUAUUAUCAGAAACGUUCGUCCGCAAGCACCCAGACAGCCACGGACUCUAGUGUCAUUGUUCGUGGUAUUGAGCGUGUCGGUUUCAAGGCUGGAAUUGAAACCACGAAUAUCUUUUUGACCGGUCUGAUCUUCUUUGUCGUGUUCGUCGCCUUGGUAAUGUUGCUCGUUGCCAUUUUCAAGGUUAUCUGCGAGCUUCUUGUCAAGAAUGGCAAGAUGAAGAGUGAUAAGUUCCAGGAGUUCCGUAACGGAUGGAAGGUCGUCGCACGUGGAAUCCUGUUCCGGCUCACCCUGAUCGGCUUCCCCCAAAUGUCAGUUCUCUGCUUGUGGGAGUUUACCAAGGUGGACUCGGCUGCCGAGGUGGUUCUCGCCGUGAUCAUGUUUAUUUCAGUGGUUGCAGCGCUGGGUUGGGCUGCGGUCAAGGUCAUGCAUCUGGCCAAACGCUCCGUCAUCAUGCACAAGAACCCGGCUUAUAUCCUUUACUCCGACCCUACCUGCUUGAACAAGUGGGGGUUCUUGUAUGUGCAAUAUCGUGCAACAGCAUACUACUUCAUCGUUCCAUUCUUGGGAUAUAUUCUCAUCAAGGGCAUGUUCAUUGGCUUGAGCCAGCCAGCUCCGGUUGUGCAAACGAUCGCCCUCGUCAUCAUCGAAGCCGGCAUGCUCAUUGGCGUCAGCGUCCUGCGACCGUGGAUGGACAAGAAAACUAACAUCUACAACAUCUCUAUCGCUGCCAUCAACUUCCUCAACGUUAUCUUCCUUCUUUUCUUCUCCAAUGUGUUCAACCAGCCUGGCAUCGUCACCGGUGUUAUGGGUGUUGUCUUUUUCGUAUACAACGCUGUGUUUGCCCUAGUGCUGUUGAUCCUCGUCCUGAUCGCAUCUAUCUACGCCAUCGUUUCCAAGAACCCCGACACGCGGUACCAGCCCAUGAGAGAUGACCGGGGCUCGUUCAUCAAAUCUGGAGGUCAGCUGACAACCGAAUUGGAUGCCCUGGGCGCCACCGCCCGCGGGGACAUGAAGCCUUCGCCAUACAAGUCCAGCCCGUUUGAGGAUGAUAAUGCGUCCUUCUCGAGCGGAAACGGUGCCAGUGUUAGCCGCCAGAACCUCGAAGCCCCCGAGGCCCCGGCCAACCAGACCGCUCGUCAUUCCCCGGUUUCCCCAGUCGACCCAUCCUUGCCGCUAUUCCCAAGCGACAACAAUUCGAUCCGGAACGGCCCCCCAAGCUACGAUGCCAAUUUCGGACGGGCGCCAUCUCCCGUCCCACGGGGCUACAACAGCUCCCCCUUUCAGAACCCACAUGCAUACCGGCAACAAAACAACCCCAGCCCAUGGCAAAGGGGGGCAGGAUAUGACCACUGAAAGAAUAAUACGAUUGCUUUCUAGCCCUGCUUGAGAUGAAGUUAUGGCUUAGUGCGGGCAUGGGUUGAUUCUUCGGGCCCUUUCUAGCUUUACUGACCGCAUCCACCCGCACUAUGUGCGUUUUGCUUUUGAUUCCUCACAUUUGCCUGUGCAUCUGCCUUUGGCUACCAUUCCUUGUCGUAUACUGUGAUAUACAGGAAAAUUUUCUUUUCUUUUCUUUUAACUUGCUCUGGCUGUCUUCCGAACCCUACCAAGGCAUCUUCCUUUCUUUCCCCCUUUCUCUGUCGAUGUUUUUUCACCGCUGGCGUUCUGAAAUACUGGAUCUGGAGAUCGGUACUUGGGUUUUGCGGAAUAUGUGAAGUUUUUUUGAGUGACAGGGGGUCUGUUUACUGUCUGAUCCGAUAUCCCUGUAUUAUUGUGUGAUUUCCUC